Notodromas monacha is the source of this 1041-nucleotide messenger RNA. NCBI's taxonomy places the organism in Eukaryota, Metazoa, Arthropoda, Ostracoda, Podocopida, Cyprididae. The record is from the annotation of a GenBank genome assembly.
UAUUUGUGUUAUUAAAUUCGUCGAUCCAGGGAUGCAAUGCUGUGAUGCAAGUGAUCGCUUGCCAAUUGUAAAGUUCGCAUUCAUUACCUUCAAGUUUUUCAUUUUGGGUACUCGCUGAAGGAACGGAGCAUGCAUCUUUUCUCUCAACGGGGAUCUCUGCGUCAUAAUCAAAGGUAGGCGUUCGAUGACAGGCGAGAAAGUGGCUCUGGUGAAUGGGAUAUCUCAGGGAUGCAGAAGAACAUAGUGUACAAUAAGCAAAUGGUGCACGGGCAAUUGGUGGACACGGGGUCCUCCGGCUCGGACGACUUCUCUCCGGAUGAGGACCCAGUGAAAAAGCGACGCGAGAUUCUGGCUCGUCGUCCGAGUUACCGCAAGAUAUUUACUGAGCUUCCCGGCUCGGAACUCGCAGGUGAGCGCGUUGGGGAAAAGCAGGAUCGUCAGCGCAAAAAAGAUUUUUUUUCGUCUCCAGAGUAUCGGCAGAAAGUUCUUUUCAACUCCGAAUAUGUCAAAGAAGGCAGUCCGUCUUCAGACAGUCAAGAUGACACAGCCUCUUCAGGAAGCCACCACCUUGCUGCCCCAGGAGCAAGUCUGGGGUCUCAUGUUUUCAAAGUGAUACCCUCGGGGAGUAUUCAGGGCCAGAGUCCUACAAUGAGUGGUGCUGAUGGUGUUGUGCAAUACCGACCUAACCAGGAUGGUCAGCAGUUCUUCGUUCCUGUGUCAAUGUCGCCUGGAGAGUUACAAAGCUACGCGCUGCAGGGCGGUGGUGUAGUGAGUGGCGGCGGUCUUGGGACGCCGGUAGCAGUCAUGACCAGAGCUUUCUGGACACCUGUUACUUCAACUGAGAACAUUGUGGAAGAAGCGUCCCGGAAACGGGAAGUUCGGCUGAUGAAGAACCGCGAGGCGGCCCGGGAGUGUCGUCGCAAAAAGAAGGAGUACAUCAAGUGCCUCGAGUCUCGCGUCGCGGUGCUUGAGUCCCAGAACAAGGCCCUCAUUGACGAGCUCAAGUCCCUCAAGGAGCUCUAUUGUCCUAAGGCCGAGUGA